This is a messenger RNA of Peniophora sp. CBMAI 1063, 2460 nucleotides long. NCBI's taxonomy places the organism in Eukaryota, Fungi, Basidiomycota, Agaricomycetes, Russulales, Peniophoraceae. The record is from the annotation of a GenBank genome assembly.
AUGUCUCUCCCCCAAGCCACCAAGGACACCUCUGAGCACCCGCCCAAGACCGCUGUCGCCGCACCGGUCGACAAGGCGAACAAGGAGGCGGAUGUUGACCGCAAGUUGCGCCUCUACGGCGUCAUCGAAGCUUUCCGCCUUGGUCGCAUGCCCGACAACACCCAGAUUGACCGUGCACUGACACACAUCAUCCGCAACUCGCCCGUCGACGAGGGCAAGCUCUCGCCCGAGGGCCGCCGCCUAACUCAGGACGUCCGCGAUGUCAUUGAGACCGCUCGCGUGAUGGUCCAGCGCAAGAACGCCGACGAGCUCUUCCAGAACUUCAUGUGGAGCACUCGCCAGGUUGACUUGUCGCACGCGAAGAAGGACCCGAACGAGGUACUUCCCGUUGACGGCAACAAGGUUAAUCAGGAUAAGGAGCAGGCUACCAAGCACCUCCGCACGCUCUUGAACCUCAUCGUCACCAACUCCGAAGCGCGCAAGCUUCUCUCGGACUUCUCCGUCCUCGGCCGCGACGUUCUCGCUCGCACCGCUGAGCAUGCCGCCGGCAUGAUCCGCCCCGACCAGGAUCGUCUCCAGCAGGUCGACCAGUCGGCGCCUGCCGACCAGUUCGUCACUCAGGGCGGCCGCCCUGUCGGCCCCGGCGAGACGCCUGUUGCUGAGGCUUCGAUCCCGGGCGUCAACGGCGCCGUACGUCACCACCCCGAUGGCGGCGUCCACAUCGAGAAGGAUGGCAACAAGUAUUCUCCCGGCGAGGUCAAGCAGACUGCUAUCCAGCGCGGCCAGGAGACUGCUAACCAGACCGUCAACGAGGCUCAGCGCACUAAGGCUGAGGCUGACGAGGGCGCACUCGACACCGAGGAGAAGAAGCGCGGUUUGAAGGACCGCAUCACCGGCUUCCGUGAUGGCAUGCUCGACCGCGUUCCGCAGGAACACAAGGACAAAGCGAACAGCAAGUUUGAAGACUCCAAGCGCGUGCUCUCCGAGGAGUACUUCCCUGAGGAGCGUCGCGAUCAGUUCAUUUACCGUGGCAAGAAGGUCAUCGUCGAGUGCCAGCGUCACGAUGACUACCAAGAGAGCAUCAGGUGGCUCCUUGGCAUCGUCGAGGAGUACGCCGGCCAUGGACGCCACGUCGCUAACCACGGCAAGGAUACCCACAACCAGGUCACCAGCGACGGUGGACUCCAGACGUCUUGGGGUCAGCUUCGCACGCUUCUCGAGCGCUUCGCCAACAACCAGUCCAUGGACCCCAUGUUCAACGCCGCUAACGACCUCAUCGAUGACGCGCGCAAUGACCAGGAGUUCCGCGACUGGUGGACCCAGGUCGACACCUUCAUCCGCAAGGUUCUCCUCGAGCCGGGCUUCGUCCUUGAGCCGCAGUGCAACAACGAGGGCAACGCGAUCCGCGACUCGGGCCGCCGCUUCUACGACGAUAAGUACAAGGCGCACUUCGACCGUCUCUUCAGCACCAUCGGCGACUGGUUCAAGGCCAUGGGCGACGACCCCAUCAACAAGCGCUUCGGCGACGACCUCGCGCGCCUCACCCGCGACUUGCUCUUCGACGCGGAGGGCUCGUUAAAGUUCAAGCCUGAUCUCUGGCUCGACAUCCGCAAAGUCAUCCUCCCGACCAUCGUCGAGCAGGUUGGCUACGUUCCCAUCCCGCGCAUCGAGUACACAGACGACCAGCUCGACCUCGUCAUCGAGAACCUCACGUUCCAGGGCCGCAACAUCUUCCCGAACGUCGUCUCGAUGGAGGCGCACAACUUCGUCAAGUUCUCGCCGUACAACACCAUCAAGGACGAGUCGCACCACGAGUUCACACUCACGCUCGGUCACAUCCAGGCCGACAUGCGCGACGUCGCGUUCUACUUCCGCAAGAAGUCUGGUUUCCCCAAGCUCACCGACCAAGGUCUCGCGGACGUCGUUCUCGGCGGACAGGGUCUUACGGCUACCGUUCACCUCGCUUCAGCUAACAAGGACAAGUCCUCCGUCUUCAAGGUCAAGAACGUCAACGUCAAGGUUGACUCGAUCAAGUUCUCCAUCCGCGACUCGAAGCACGAUCUUCUCUAUAAGACGCUCCGCCCGCUCGCGACUGGUCUCAUCAAGAAGCAGAUCCAGAAGGCUGCGCAGGAUGCUAUCACCACUGCGUUCGAGUACCUCGACGGUCAGCUCGUCGCCGUCCGCGACCGCUACGCCGAGGCUAAGCGCUCUGACGAGGCGACCCGUGGCGAUGCUCUCAAGGCUGUGUUCCAGCGCAACAAGGAGCAGGCGGAGGCGAAGAAGUCCGAGGCGGCCAGCACGGCCAGCAAGCGCAACUCGCAGUUCAAGGUUGUCGCCAAGCGCGACAGCGCCAUCGUCCAGGCCGGCCACGAGGGCGGGUACUCCGUCAAGGCGCAGGAGCGCGCCGAUGCCGCACAGAAGGGCGAGACGUGGCACUCGGAGGCGUUCACCAUCGUCUAA